GCGGCGCAGGCGCAAUGAGCACAGCGGCGGCGGGCGUCAUGUCGGAAAAGAAGCAGCCGGUGGACCUGGGGCUCCUGGAGGAGGACGACGAGUUCGAGGAGUUCCCGGCCGAAGACUGGGCUGGUUUAGAUGAAGACGAGGAUGCACAUGUUUGGGAAGAUAAUUGGGAUGAUGACAACGUCGAGGACGACUUCUCCAAUCAGUUACGAGCUGAAUUGGAGAAGCACGGAUACAAGAUGGAGACCUCGUAGCAGCGCCUGGUGCCUGGGGAGACGGAGGAAUGUCGGAUCGAACUGUGGGCAGCACGAGGAAGAGAGGGAGGGAUGGAGGGAGAGGACCCCGGCCUGGGAUGGCCAAUGACAAUAAAUGGUUUGAAUUCA
Vombatus ursinus (common wombat) is the source of this 380-nucleotide messenger RNA. RefSeq names its product SEM1, 26S proteasome complex subunit (gene SEM1). Gene Ontology annotation, biological process: proteasome assembly; mRNA export from nucleus; double-strand break repair via homologous recombination. Lineage: Eukaryota; Metazoa; Chordata; Mammalia; Diprotodontia; Vombatidae. The record is from RefSeq and is a predicted model, not a curated record. The transcript has 3 exons. Gene Ontology annotation, cellular component: proteasome regulatory particle, lid subcomplex; proteasome complex. The coding region runs from base 15 to 251 and encodes 78 amino acids.